Messenger RNA from Hansenula ciferrii, 2544 nucleotides. RefSeq names its product Inositol polyphosphate 5-phosphatase OCRL-1. Gene Ontology annotation, biological process: phosphatidylinositol dephosphorylation. Gene Ontology annotation, molecular function: phosphatidylinositol-4,5-bisphosphate 5-phosphatase activity. The record is from RefSeq and is a predicted model, not a curated record. The coding region runs from base 1 to 2544 and encodes 847 amino acids. NCBI's taxonomy places the organism in Eukaryota, Fungi, Ascomycota, Saccharomycetes, Phaffomycetales, Wickerhamomycetaceae. The transcript has a single exon.
AUGGAAUUGAUCACUGAUGAUUCUAUUUUAUGGUAUUUCCCACCAGAUGAUAAAGGGGAUAUCCCAAGGUAUGCGAUCCAAUCUCAAGGUUCCAAGAAUUAUGAAAAAAUUAUACCAAUGAUUAAAGAUGAUGUUAUUGAAUUGGUGGAAGAUAAGGAUAAUUUGGUAUUAAGUUUAUUGAAUUGGCAAAUUGGUAAAGUUGAUAUGAAAGAGAAACAAAAAGUUGAUGGGUUUAUGAAACAUUGGAAUAAGGGGUUGGUUUUUUUAGAACAAAAGGAGAAUAAUGAAUUUGAAAUUGAUGAUGAUGAUGAUGAACAGGGAAAUGAUCUUGGUGAUUCAUUAAAAUCUCAUUUAUUACAAAAUGAAUCCAAAUUUAUUCAUCCAAAGAAGUUGAAGUUUAGAUACUUAACAUGGAAUAUACAUGGCCAAGAUUUAUACAACACAGAUCAAGAUUUAUCAGAACUAUUUCUUAAUGAUGAACAAAUUGAUAUUUAUUUCAUCGCGUUCCAAGAAGUUAUACCAUUAAAUGCUAAAAACCUGAGAUCAUCAUCUGAACCAAUAAACAAUUGGAUUGCCAAAAUCCUAUCAAUAAUAGGAUCAGAUUAUAAACCAAUUCAAACAAAUAAAUUAUUAGGCCUAGGUUCAAUCUUAAUAAUUCGUAAUGAAUUAUCAAUAAAUUUUAAAAAUUUAUCAAUAGAUUCUAUAGGAACUGGUAUAUUAAAUUUUUAUGGUAAUAAAGGUGGUAUAAUAACAUCAUUUGAUAUAUAUGAUUAUAAAUUAGCUUUAUUAAAUGUUCAUUUUGCAGCUGGGGAAAAGAAAGAGUUCCUGGUGAAAAGAAGAAAAGAAUUACAAGGUAUUAAAAAUUAUAUUAAAUUACCAAAUUCAAAUGGGAAUUUGAUUAAUGAUGAUAAAUCUAUUUUGUUUGAUGUUGAUGAUGUUGAUAAAUUGACGAAUGGGGUAGAAUUGGAAAGCGAUGAUGAGGAGGAUGAAGAGGAUGAAAUGAGUAAGUUGAGUGGUGAGGAUAUAGAAUCUGUGGAUAAAUCUGAAGGUAAAUCUGAAGGUAAAACAGAUGAUAAAGCAGAUGAUCAAACAGAGGAUACAUCUGAUACACAAGACACAACAGAUAAAUCAAAAGAUGAAAAAUCUGUUUCUCCUCCAGUUAAUAAUAAAUUCAUUGAUGGUGAUAAGAAUAUUAUAUUCAUUGGAGGUGAUUUAAAUUAUAGAAUCAAUGCAUCAAAUGAAAUCAUACAACAAUUAUUAAAUGAAAAAGAUCAUAAAUCUUUAUUAGAUUAUGAUACAUUAACUCAAGAAAGAGAUUUAGGUAGAAUUUUAGAUGGUUUCCAAGAGGGUAAAAUAAAUUUCCCACCAACUUAUAAAAUUAAUGAUUCAUCACCAAACCAGGGUGAAUUUGUAACAGAUAGGAAACCUUCAUAUACUGAUCGUAUCCUAGUAUCUCAAUCUAAACAUGUUGAAUUAUUAAGUUAUAAAUCUCCAAAUAUAAAUAUAUCAGAUCAUAGACCUGUGAUUGCAGAUUAUAAUAUUCAAAUCCCAAUUAUAAAUAAUGAGGAAAGAAAUGAUAUAGUUACAAAAUAUUUGAAAAAGAUUGAUGAUUUAGAAAAUAAUUUACAUAAAACUGAAUUUCAAAUCACAAACUUGGAAAGUAAAAUUGAAAUCCCAAUAUUAACAAGUUCAACAAUUGAAAUUGAAAUUAAAAACAUUGGGAAUUGGAAAUCUUAUUGGGAAAUUAUUGAUUCUGUUGAAACUCAAGAUUUAAAAUUCCCUGGUAAGAAAAUAUCUUCCAAAAUUGAACCAAUUAAAGGUGUGCUACCAAAAUCAGCAACUCAAUUAAUUAAAAUUUCUACAACUUUACCAAUUGGUUGUAAAAAAUUUGAAAAAACUUUAAUUCUUAGAGGUUAUAAUUCUCAAGAUCAUUUUAUAACAUGCACAUUCCAUGCAAAACCAAGUUUUUUUGGUAGUUCAAUUGAUGAAUUAAAUUUAGAAGGUCAAACCACAGGGAUCCCAAAACCAAUUUAUACAUUAAUUAACUAUUUAACGAAUCAUAUUAUUUCAGAUAUGUUUGAUGAAACAAAAUUAAAUUUUACUCAUGAAUUAGAAAAAAAACUAAUCAAAUCUAUUGAUAAUAAUGAAGAUUUGAAUUUAAAAGAAUUGGAAAAAGCUGAUACAGUUAUAAAUGGAUCCUCAUCAAGAGCAGUUUCCAGGGUCUUGUUCUUAUUACUUCGGAAUUUAGAUGGUGGUAUUGUUUCAUCAGAUUUAUCAACUUUUCUUUUGAAUGGUCAUAAAGAUGAUCAAGAUAUUUUGGAAAAGAUUCUAGAAAGUUUACCACCUUUAAGAGCAAAUGUCUUGAUUUAUUUAAGUAGUUUUUUAAGACUUUGUAUUGAAUUUGGUAUUUCAAAGGAUGAUAUAUUUAAAAAAUUUGAAAAUAUAUUAUUGGAAGUUCCAAAACAAAGGAAAAGAGAUUAUAUGUUUGGUAGAACAAAUUAUGAAAAAUUAAGAAGAGAUUUUUUGGAAAAACUUUUGGGAUAG